AUGUCUGGACAGGUGGAAGCCAAACCGGCAACGGCCGCUGACGGAGUUACUGAAAAACCGCGCGUCGACACGGACCAUGCCGAAAUUCUUACCAAACCUGCUCUAAUGGAAAAUGCCUUCGACGGCGAAAAUAGAGAACAUGAAAUGGGUGUGUGGGAGGCAGCCAAGAAACACCCCUGGGGUUGUUUCUGGGCCUUUGUGAUGUGCUUCACCAUUGUGAUGGAAGCUUUUGACAUGUUCUUAAAUGGCAACUUUGUUGCGCAAACAGCUUUCCGCAGACACUACGGUGUUUACGUCAAUGAGAAAGACGGCUAUGUCAUUCCGACACGAUGGCAAAGCGCUUUGUUCCAGUCUGGACAGUGCGGCGCCUUUAUUGGUGUCUUUCUUGCCGGCCCCAUCACGAAUCGCCUGGGUUAUCGUUGGACCACGAUAUUGGCCCUGGUUUUGAUGAACCUGACGAUUUUUGUGUCAUUCUUUGCCAAUUCCCUCACUUUUCUCGUCGUUGGGCAGGCGCUGGAAGGCGUGCCAUGGGGCAUGUUUAUUGCAAACUCCCCUGCGUAUGCUAGCGAAGUCGUCCCGCUUUCGCUCCGAGGCGCUUGCACGGCUACUCUACAAAUGAGUUGGUCCAUUGGUCAGAUAAUUGUUUCCGGUGCCACAUACAGUACCAACCAUCGCGCUGAUGAAUGGGCUUGGCGCAUUCCUCUUGCGCUCCAGUGGAUUUUCCCUACUCCGCUACUAAUCCUCAUUUUCCUUGCGCCCGAAUCACCAUGGUGGCUUAUUCGCCGUGGCCGCAAAGCUGAAGCCCUUCGCUCCAUUAAGCGGCUUGGCAGCCAGACAGAGGAGCAGACUCAGCAGACGUUGGCUAUGAUGGAGCGCACCGUUGAGCUUGAAGUGCAGCAAGGCGGGACGCCCAGUCUAUUAGACCUGUUCAAGGGCACCGAUCUGCGUCGAACCCUCAUCACCUGUUUAAUCUACGCCUCACAGAAUUUUGCAGGCAAUCUCAUUGCCAACCAGGCCACCUUUUUUUUCGAGCAGGCUGGAAUCGCCCCUGACAAGGCAUUCAUGCUCAAUCUAAUCAACUCAUGCCUCCAGUUUGUCGCAAACACACUCUCCUGGCCGCUGAUUGCGUUUUUCGGCCGCCGAACGGUGUACUUAUACGGUACAACCGCCAACAUGACACUCCUCAUCCUACUGGGAGUCUGCGCCUCGAUCCCACAGAACAACGCGACAAACUAUGCGCAGGCUGUGCUGGGAAUUGUCAUUUCAUUUAUCUUUGCUGGAAGCCUUGGCCCAGUUUCUUACACAAUUAUUGCUGAGACGUCCUCCGUUCGCCUCCGAGCUCUGUCAACCGGUGUCGGUCGCGCAGCUUACUAUGUGGCUGAGAUCCCCAUGAUUUAUCUGGCAUCGCAGCUGCUCAACCCUACUGGAUGGAAUCUUGCCGGCAAGUGUGGCUACGUGUGGGGAGGCACGGCGCUGGUAUGUCUGGUGUCUGCCUACUAUGGUCUCCCCGAACUCAAAGACCGUUCUUACCGCGAGGCGGAUAUUCUGUUCAAUCGUAAGGUAUCAGCCAGGAAAUUCAAAUCGACGGUUAUCGACGUCAAGGACAACGAGUAG
Molecule: messenger RNA, 1614 nt
Organism: Akanthomyces muscarius
Lineage: Eukaryota; Fungi; Ascomycota; Sordariomycetes; Hypocreales; Cordycipitaceae
Exons: 5
Coding region: 1-1614 (537 amino acids)
Biological process (GO): transmembrane transport; carbohydrate transport
Cellular component (GO): membrane
Molecular function (GO): carbohydrate:proton symporter activity
Source: RefSeq, a predicted model, not a curated record